Messenger RNA from Dendrobium catenatum, 1776 nucleotides. Its product is annotated as patatin-like protein 3. Lineage: Eukaryota; Viridiplantae; Streptophyta; Magnoliopsida; Asparagales; Orchidaceae. The record is from RefSeq and is a predicted model, not a curated record. Gene Ontology annotation, biological process: lipid metabolic process. Bases 83 to 1390 code for a protein of 435 amino acids. The transcript has 3 exons.
CUAGCACUUUUACUCCUCCCGUCUUACAAACCAAAAUCGUACUAUCCCUCACUCUUUACUCUGAUCAUUAUCGCCGGUUAUAAUGGCAGGUUCGCCGUCGCUAAUGGAACCCAGCAGCGACACCGACAAGCUCAGCUACGAGAUCUUCACUAUCCUGGAGUCCAAGUUCCUUUUCGGCUACGACGACUCCAAGAUUUUUCUCCCUGCAUCAGCACCGGAGACGCCGGCGAAGACCCCUUCCAGCCUGGAGUCCUCACCCGGAAAGAUCCGCAUCCUAUCCAUAGACGCCUCUACCGACAGUCUCCUAGCCGCCGCAUCCCUCGUCCGUCUCGAAUCCUCUCUCCGCCGACUAUCCGGCAAUCCCGCCGCUCGAAUUGCUGAUUUCUUCGACAUCGCUGCAGGAUCCGGCACUGGCGGUGUUCUUGCCGCCUUGCUCUUUACCCGGGGUCCUGAUGGCCGACCGCUCUUCUCCGCUGACGAUGCUCUCUGCUUUCUAUUAAAAACCGGCGCCGUGUGCGAUUCGACCGGCGAGCGGAAGGGGCUUUUCCGCCGGAUCUUCCGGCGAUCCGUUGGCAUGACUUUCCGAAAGGUGUUUGGGAACGCGACGCUGAGAGAUACAUUGAAGCCUUUGCUGAUCCCCUGCUACGAUCUAACCAGCGGCGCGCCGUUCCUCUUUUCGAGAGCGGACGCCGUGGAGGCUGAUACUUAUGAUUUCCUGAUCAGGGAGGUAUGCACGGCCACCUGCGCAGGAAGGGUGGCGUCGGAGAUGAGGUCGGUGGACGGCCGUGCUUGUAUUGCUGCGGUCGGCGGUGGGGUAGCAAUGCCGAACCCUGCGGCGGCCGCCAUCACGCAUGUGCUUCACAAUAAGCAGGAGUUCCCUUUUGCUGCUGGCGUUGAUGACCUCAUCGUCGUUUCGCUUGGCAGUGGAGAACAAGAUAUCGCCGGCGGCUGCGCUACGCCGUCCACGGCUGAAGUCGUGCGGAUCGCCGGGAAUGGAAUGGCCGACAUGGUUGAUCAAGCCAUAGCUUUGGCCUUUAGGCACCACAGGAUAAACAAUUAUGUUCGCAUUCAGCAGGCAAAUGGGGUUGGACUCAGAAGUCCAAAAUGCUCAAAGGCUGCAAGCCGUGAAGCAAAGAUGAUGAGGAUAGAAGAGAUGCUAAGUCAAAGAAACGGUGAAACUGUGCUUUUCCAGGGGAGGAAAGUAUCGAAAGAGACCAAUGCCGAGAAGCUGGAAAGAUUGGCCGGAGAACUCAUCAAAGAGCAGGACAAGAGAAGCAGAUCUUCCAUCCCCACCGUUUUUAUUAAGCAGGCAUUGACUCCGAGGACUUCGUCGGCCACCACCGCCACAACCACCACCACCUCAACCAGAAGGUCGUUGGGCUCUCCUUGAUUUUCUUCAGAAAAUUGAAGAAGAUGGUCACUUUGCAAAGAGCCGUUAUAUUUAUCAAUAAUGAAAGUCUGCAUAAGUUUCUCACGGGUUCUGUAACGGCAGCCAUAAAUUAUAGUUGGUGAUGCAAAAAAACAAGCUCGGCUUCGCUUUUUGAGGCGCCAUUGGAGCAGCAGCACUAGAAAUACUACUACUUCUGUGUACAUUGUAAUUGACAAGAAUCGAUUUAGAUUCUUAGUAAGAUUUUUCUUUCUUGGGGUGUUGGUUUCCGGGUAAAGUGAGUUCCGGAGUGGAAUGCUUGUUGAGGUGAUUAUUUAUCUCCUAAUAAUAAGUCCUUGUACUGUAAUUCCGAAGCUAUUAAUAAAUGAUUGAGAGUAAAGAUUCCUUCU